This is a messenger RNA of Durotheca rogersii, 1250 nucleotides long. RefSeq lists its product as uncharacterized. The transcript is spliced from 2 exons. Bases 453 to 824 code for a protein of 123 amino acids. NCBI's taxonomy places the organism in Eukaryota, Fungi, Ascomycota, Sordariomycetes, Xylariales, Xylariaceae. The record is from RefSeq and is a predicted model, not a curated record.
UGUACGAUACGCGUGCUAUAUAUGUACUUCACAUGUACCUCUUCUACCAGGGCGCACGCCGUAGUGACAAUACUGGCAUUGGCAUGGGCACAGCCUCCAGGUGACACGCAGCCAUCCCAUUUGCCUUUCUCCCCGACGAGCAGUCAAGCCAGUCUUCUACGUAACAUCAUGAUCCGACAGCCACUCCCCUCCCAUAUUCUCCUUUAUCCUUCUCCCUCUCGCAUCGCACGCUCCUUUAUAUCCCACGCCCGAACUAGACCGCUAUAACUCCGUCUGGAUUGUGUAAGAGAGAGGAGAGAUACCUGCGCUCGGUAGCCGACGCCAUCUACGCCUUCGCUCGGCCGCUCCCAACCAGCGCAGAUUCGCCCACCCACGACACGGUACCAAAGCGCUAGAGUCGUCGCCGCACGAGCCCAGUCCAGUCGAAUCGCCCGCCUGCUACUACUACUACGAUGUGUCUCAUCUUCACCUGCGGCGAGCACACCUUCCGCAAGGAAGUCGAGGGCUACGAGGGCCUCACCUGCCAGUGCCACAACUGCGGCAACUAUGCCGGGCACGCCGUGAAGAGCAAUCCCUGGUUCACCUUCUGCUUUAUCCCCGUCGUCCCGCUCUCCUUCCACGGCUACGAAGACGUCGUCUGCAGCAUCUGCAACUUCGCCCAGCCCCUCGAGCACCGACCCGACGUCCACGCCAUGAGGCGCGGCGCCGCCCCCGCCGGAAUCCCAAUGCAGAACCAGCCCCCCGGCCCUCCGAAGCCCGGCGUGCCGCCCCCGGGAUGGGGCCAGGGGCCGCCCGGCGGCCAGGCGCCCAUGAGAUACGGCUAGACAGACACGGAGAGGUCGGCCCGAGCUGUAUGUAGGAUCGGUUGGUUGGGGGUGGGAACGGAGUUGAUGGGGGUGACAAGAGGUGAUUACGACAGCGGACGGGCAAAAUAAUGAGAUGGCAAGGAGCAAAAGAAAAAAAAAGAGGGGGGUAGCGGGGUUGCUUGCAUCACGGCCGGCGUUCAAUGAAUUACGACGGCCUGUCGAUAGGAUGGAUAUUCGCUCUCGCUCUCGUUCGAGAGGUGUUUAGAUGUGACCAAGAUGAAAGCUGGCGGGAUGAGCCGUAGAAACGGGGUUCUUUCCCGCGCUUAUGUUUAUAAGUUUGGAGUUCGGGGUAUGUACGAGGGCGAUGGUCCCUCCAAGUGUUGGUGCUUUACGCGUGCUUCUGCAGGAGUCGCCGAUAUACAUAUACAUAUGGGAAUGGAAGAG